AUGAUUGUCAACUUUACUCGAUUGGCCGUGAGGAUAUGGUGCACAUAUUUCUUUCUGGGCUCGCUUGCCUUAGGCGCAGCUGGCGGCAGGGGUGACUUGUUGUUGGCGGCUGGCGCUGCACCUCCGGUUCAUACUGAUGUAAGUUGUUUGACUUAAUAAGGCACGAACUUUUUGCAACGUAUUUUACUACAAAUGGGCCAGAGCCUAUCGCAAACCUCGGCUAGGUGCCUUUACUUUACAGAUCUCAUUUACUGUGGUUUAGCUUUACAAUAUUUUUUGAUACUAUAGGCUUGCUAGUAAGACCAAAAAAACUUUAAAAUAUUGAAAUCUGUAAAUUCUCUAAACUUUUUGACCACUAUUUUCAUAUUUCGUUUACAGAAUGGCCGAAUGGCUGGAGGGGUCCGAGCAGUAGCAAUGAAUGGAGCAGAGAUAUCUGAUGGUAUCUUGCCUGAUGAUUACGAAGCAGUGGAAGAAGAUUGGGCUGAGCCUGUUCUGAACUACAAAGGUACCAAGAAAAAGCAGAGGAAAGAGUUGAUGCAGUCGGAAAUCGACAAAGAUGACAUUUUUCAACAAGGGUAAGGCUUGUCGAAAAGUUACUCUAUUUUACAGUAUUAUUAAAAGUUCUUAAUUUUUUGAAUAUUUAAGGUAAUUUUAACUACUUUUAAAGCACGGUGGUUGCUUUACGGUUAAAAUUUUUUAAACUUCGAAGGAAAGUGCUUGACCUGCCCCGCUCUGAUUGACUUCAAACUUUUAUAUAAAUAGAUUAUGUAAAUAUAAGAUCUUCAGCAAAGUACUAACUCACACUUUCUAGGAAAUGUAAAAAAAAUUUACGUUUUGAAAUUCUGCUAAAUUUGCAUUGUGUUUCAAGCUUAUAAUUUUGUCACUUUUUGACUUUUAGGAGUUUUUUUUUGAUAUACUAGCAGAAAAUCUUUAAAUAAACCUAUAUUUUUAAAUUUUUAAGCGUAGGUUUUCUGCAAAGUUGAAAAAAGUAUUUGAAACACAAUGCCAAAUUUGCCAAAUUCGCGGAAAUCUCAAAUAUUUAAAUUUUAAAAAUCGAAAGCUGAGUUAAAAUUUUCUACGUGCAUUAGUCGUGGUUCAAAGAACGUAUAUAAAAAUUUUAAGCUGGUUUUAGGCGAGGCAGGUUGGUCACUUUCUUUUUUAAAAAAUUUUAAAUUUAAAUUUUUUUUGAAAAAGAAUGGCGCAUUUUCAAACAAAAAAAAUUUAAAAUGUCAUUUUUAACCCAACAUCAAAUAAAAAUGAAACAAUUGACUUUCCUUUCACGCCACCCACAACUGUUUAAAAUGCUUUCCAUGUUCUGAUACUAUAAACAUUACUUCUCCGGCUGAAUACUGUUUAUUUAACCGCACGUACUCUGUCAAUUAAUGACAGUUACACUGUACUUUCUCUCUAAUUGCUUGAUUUCGAUUUUUAGCGCGGCUAUGUUCAGUACGGGAGCUUUCGGGUAUGUACGAUAGGUAUAGUGUGUACAGCCCUCAUGUCGUUUUAAUAUUGUACUUGGUUGAUAAUAGAGUACUUGAUAGUGUUUUAGGUUGGUAGUUGAGUAUUGUGUUGAUCUGAUUUUUAGUUUUUGAAUUGAGUUUAUAUAAGUUAUGGUUUUUGUGAAGGAGAGGGGAAAUGUUUAUGUUGUAGCAGAUAGAGUUGACGAAAAAAAUAUUUUUUGUUGGUAUUAACAAUAGUUUGUUAAAUUGAAAAAGAUAUCAAUGAAGAAUAACAUAAUCAUUGAAGAUACCAAGUUUUGUAUGUAUUACUUACUUAGUUUUAAAGAUAUGUACUGUCAAAGUGAUUAUAUUGUAGUAUCCGGCUGUUCAAAUAAUUAUGAGCUUCCUUCGAAACUAAUUUUCGAAGUUAGGGGCACAGAAUUAUUUGAACAACCUAAUAGAUCAUUACGUGUCAAAGUUGCUAUGCCACCCUAUCUUUUUUUUAAACAUUAAAGACAAACCUUAUAGAUAUUGUACUUGGUUGACUAAUGAAACUGUCAUUUUAUUUGAGUUGUGGUUGUAUUUUUUAGAGAAACACGAGAUUUCUUGGCAUUUCUACGACGAAUCAAAUACGAUCAUCGACAGUGUCCGAUCAACGAUGGUGGGCCGGUUUUCAUCGACGUGAGCAUAGUCGUGAGCAAUAUCAGAGCUGUUUCUGAGGUUACUAUGGUAAGUGUUUUUAUUACACUACUUUAACUUACUUUACCUUACCUUACCAUAAUUUAAGCUACCUUACUCUACCUUACCUUAACCCUACCUUGCCCUACCUUACCCUCCCUACCCUACCCUACCCUAUCCUACUAUACCCUGCUAUACCUUUCCCUAUCCUACUAUACCCUACCUCAUUAUAUCUUACCGUCUGGAGCCUACGCAUUUCUUCUUUGUCGUAUAUUAUCCUACUUCACUCCACGUUACUCUAUCGUACCUUAUCGUAUUUUUAUUUACUUUACCCUAACUUAGUCUUUCUUAUCCUAACUUUUCUUUGAAGAGAGAUAACAUUAAAAAUGGCACAACAUGACUUCAAUGUUGAUAUAUUUAGGACUACGCCCUCGAGAUGUUCUACAGGGAAACCUGGACAGAUGAUCGUCUUGAUUAUGACAAAUCUUUAUUCAAAAACAAAACUGAGAUUUCGCUGCAUGAAAGUUACACCAAUUUCCUGUGGCAUCCAGAUACGUUUAUGCCAAAUGCUAUAGCUUCAAAGAAUCCCCAGAAACAGUCCAUCUCUCAUCGUUCUUUGUUGAGGCUACAAGAAAAGGGUAGGAUUCUGUACAGUCGACGGAUCUCUGUUGUCGCUGAGUGUCCUAUGGAUCUUGUUUUGGUAGGUUUGGGGUGUUAACAUGGAACGUUUAAGUGUUAUAAUGGAAAGGUUUAUAUUGAUUUUGGCAAUGUUAUACUACUUUAAUUAAGAUUUUUUAACAUUUUAAAAAUUUUUCAUAAAUCAAAAAAAAAUUAUAAUGUUUCAGUUUCCAUUCGACACCCAGAUCUGCAAGUUGGGUAUAGAAAGCUAUGGUUACACGGCUGAUCAAGUCGUUUAUCAAUGGUCGAAAGGCUCAAUCGAUGCUUUGAAGUUGAGUAAAAUAAGGUUGCCAGACUUUCAAGUGAAAGAAGCCUAUGUUGUUAGUCAAAUCGAGAGCUAUGCUACUGGUAAGUCAUACCGAAAUGAGCAUUUUCUUAAAUUUUUUAAAGUUAAAGAGGGUAGGGUAGUGUAAGGUUGAGUAGGUUAGGGUAGGAUAAGGUUGAGUAGGUUAGGGUGGGGUAAGAUAAGGUUGAGCAGGUUAGGGUAGGGUUUAGAUCUACAAAUUAAAGUUUUAAGAUUAUCCGCUACUUAAAUCUCGAAUUGAUAUAUUGUAUUUUACAAAAAAUAACUUUUAGGAGACUACAGUAGACUAUACGUAUGUUUCGUAUUUAACCGAGCUUCUGGCUUCUGUUUCCUACAACUUAUUAUACCAUCGACAGCUGUAGUCAUCACUUCUUGGGUAGCUUUAUGGAUGGAAAGCGAAACUGAAUUUCAGGUAAUUCGAUGUUUGAUCUUUUAUAGAUGAUGUCAAUAUAAAAUUGGCUUAUAUAGAUUUGUAAAAUACGCUUUCUCCAAUUCUUCUUCUGCUAAUAAAAACAAUAAUAGGAUAAGAUUUUAGGAUAUGAUAUCAAUUAUCUUGGCAAUCACGUUUUUGAUUUUUUCGUACAAUGAAAUGAUGCCUAGGGUCAGCUACUUGAAGGUAAGUUAAAGUUUUUUUCAGCUUCUUGAACGUAUGUUAAACUACCUCAGCCAUAUUAUAUUUGUAAUUCAAAGUUAAAUAACUUUAGUUUAUAACACAGGUGUUAAAAUUUAUUUGAAAUUUCAGGCUUUGGACAUUUGGCUAGCCGUUUGCUUUAUGAUUGUGUUCUUGUCAUUGAUCAAAUUGGCUCUGGUCAAGUUUAUGCGACAAAAACUGAACCGACAGUAAGUCAAAAACUGAAUUGAUAGUAAGAUAAUAUUUAAUUCACUCGGCUUUUUGGUAUUGUUAUCUGAAUUUCUGAAUUCACCAAAGCCUGGUUAAAAAAUGUUUUAGGAAAAAAAUUUUAAAUUUAGGCUAAACUUUUUAUACUAGACUUGAAACACGCCCACUAGGCCCGGCCUCGGCUUGACCCUGAACAUGUUGGCUCAAGGGUCGGGCCCAAGUUAAAGCUCAAGGCCCAGCUUAGGUCCCGCAAUAAAGGAUCGGGGCCUGGUCGGACCGAAGCAAAUUUGGAAAUAGCCGGGCCGGAAAAUUGGGCUCGGUUUCUUUAUUAGGUACUUCCUAAUCUUUAUGAGGGUAGGAAGGACUCGUUAGGGCGAAGAUUUAAAAAAGUUUUAAAUUAUUGAUUUUAGAAGAGCUCGAGAAGCAAGUGUGUUGGCUUCAAUGAUGCCAGGAAUCAGGGCCAAUUCAAUUGCCACAAAUACGAUCGUCCAUGAAAAUGGUGGAACUUUAAAUGGAGCACCAGUUAAUCAUGAAGAUCUAAAGUAUGUUAUAUAAUAUAUACCACAAAAUCAUAACAAUGACGUAUUUUACUUUAAAAAUUCAAAAUAAUUACCAAAAAUUAUAAAUUUAUAUGUAAAUUUUGGCUAAAAAACUUUAAAAGAUGCUCUGUAGAAAUAUUUUUAAUAGUAAAUAUGGUUUUAGUUCCAACCUUAACACGGCGACUCUAAUCCAACGUUCAUCCCCUCCCUAUCGGUCGUGUUCAGUGCAAUACACAGCCAUACCUAUAAUGUCGAGUGAUCAUCAGAGCUCCAAAGUCAAGGUCGAUCUAUUCGGACAGCUAAAACGAACCGGUUUUCUCAAAUUGUUACCUAAAUUCACAUUUACAUCUCAAACUAUGCAUCGCUUUCAUUGGAUCACACAGGUAGGGCGGGGUAAAAUACGGGGGCUUUUGUGGGAUUGUCUAAAGAUAGUUGUAGGUAAUGUAUAUGUUAGGUUGUUUAAAUAAUUGUGUGCCUUCUAGCUUUAAAAUUUUUUUUGAGAAGGGGCACUUAAUUAUUUCAAAAACUUGGCCGAAAGCCACCUCUUACCCUUUAUGGGUAGGGUUAGUAAUAGUAGAUCAGUUUUUUACUUUACAUUACUUCUAUGUUCAGAUGAUGUUCUUCUUCGGGUUUGUCACCUUCGCUCUACUUUACUUUCUACUCUACCCCAACUUACAUUACACUUCGAUGGACCCAGCGUGCGACAAAACGAAAGCGGAAUACUUUGCACCGAUACUGUAA
Messenger RNA from Bursaphelenchus okinawaensis, 5217 nucleotides. Lineage: Eukaryota; Metazoa; Nematoda; Chromadorea; Rhabditida; Aphelenchoididae. The record is from the annotation of a GenBank genome assembly.